Molecule: messenger RNA, 540 nt
Organism: Drosophila takahashii
Lineage: Eukaryota; Metazoa; Arthropoda; Insecta; Diptera; Drosophilidae
Source: RefSeq, a predicted model, not a curated record
AUGUGGAAAUUGCUCGUGUGCUCCGUUCUUAUUCAAUAUGUUUUUCACAUCGAUCUCGUCGUGGGGGAGCGCAGUGUUCAGUUUGUCACCGGCAACUGCAGCUAUAAUCCCAAGUAUUUCAAAAACUACACGAUGACCAUAGUGAACAACAUGAUGAAUAUGGACAUGGUUCUUAACAGACCCAUUCAGAGGGGCUUCAAGGCGCACAUCGAUAUUUUGCUGCGUCUGGCCAAUGCCAAGAACUUUCAGUCCAUGUUCAGCCAAAAGUCCGACGUUUGCGCCGUAACAUCGAGUGUGAAGAACAGUCUGUUUAAGAGCUGGUUCAAGGAUAUGAGCAAGAACAGCAACUUCAUGUACAACUGCCCAGUGGAGGUGGGUCACUACUACAUGCACCAGUGGCGCAUGGGCAGUUCCAUGACCCACAAAUUCCUCAUUCCCGGCGAGUAUCGCGGCAAGCUCACCUUCUUCUACGGCAGGUACAACACUAAGUCGUUUGAAGAGGCCUUGAGUCUGACAAUCGACGCUAUUCUUUCCAACUAG